Molecule: messenger RNA, 1422 nt
Organism: Lachnellula hyalina
Lineage: Eukaryota; Fungi; Ascomycota; Leotiomycetes; Helotiales; Lachnaceae
Gene: RKM4
Product: Ribosomal lysine N-methyltransferase
Exons: 3
Coding region: 1-1422 (473 amino acids)
Biological process (GO): peptidyl-lysine monomethylation
Cellular component (GO): nucleus
Molecular function (GO): protein binding; protein-lysine N-methyltransferase activity
Source: RefSeq, a predicted model, not a curated record
AUGGAGACCGACGAGUUUACCGCUGCUACGGCCACUUUUGUUUCCUGGCUCUCUGAAAUUGGGGUAAGGAUCAAUCCGAAAAUGACAAUCAAAGACCUCCGCUCUGAAGGCCGAGGACGAGGUGUCGUUGCCGCCGCAGACUUCGCGGAGGAUGAGGUCGUUUUCAGCGUCCCACGUUCUGCAGUUCUCAACGUCAGCAACGCUCUGGCUGGCAUCAAUGACAAUGCUUCGAAGGACGCCAUAUCGAAAAUGCCGAAUUGGCUCGCCCUGACAGCCGCCAUGGUAACAGAAGGCCAACGAUCGAAUUCAAAGUGGGCUCCGUAUCUCGCUAUUCUACCUCGACAAUUAGAAAGUCUCAUCUUCUGGUCCGAAUCCGAGCUCCGUGAACUACAAGCGAGCACUGUGGUGAAGAAGAUUGGAAGGAAAGAAGCAGAACAAAUGUUCGCUGAUCACAUCACUCCACUCGAUGAGGGCAAUGUCGAGCUCCAUCACCGUGUCGCAUCUGUAAUUAUGGCAUACGCAUUCGAUAUUCCCGAGGAUGGAGAAGAAAAAGAGCCCGAACAUGAUGGAGACGCUGACGAGCUCGUUUCCGACGACGGCGAGGACGAGAAGACAGUUCUGUCUAUGAUUCCGCUUGCAGAUAUGCUCAAUGCGGAUGCCGAUCGAAACAAUGCCCGAUUAUGCUCCGACAACGAGGAUUUAGAAAUGAGAACCAUCAAGCCUAUUGUCAAGGGAGAAGAGAUUUUCAACGACUACGGCCAACUUCCUCGAUCCGACCUCUUACGCCGUUAUGGAUAUGUUACAGACAAUUAUGCUGCAUACGACGUUGCUGAGUUAACAACACAGUUCAUCUUGGUCUGCCUUACCGAGGGACCACUCACGCUUGCCAAUGGUAUAACAAUGGACCCAUUGACUCACAAUCAAAUGUCGACGCGAAUUGAAAUUGCAGAACGAGAAGGUGUACACGAACUUUCAUAUGACCUUGCUUACCCCGGACCCGAUGAACCAGCCAUUCCAGACGAACUCCUCGCUCUCUUGUAUAUCAUUCUGUUAGACGACCAGAAUCUGAAGGCACUCUCUGACUCCCAGAGUGUCUUACCAAGUCGGUCAAAACUUUCAACAGAACUCGUUGGCCAAGUCCUUGCGUUCCUACUCGAGCGGAGACAAAAGGAUUAUGCAACGACAAUUGAGGAAGACGAAAAGCUACUGCAGCAACCGAAGCUUCCACACCGAACUACGAUGGCUGUGAAUGUUCGACUCGGCGAGAAAAGGGUCCUUAAAGGGGCAAUGCAGGCAGCAUUGAAAUUCGAGGGAAGCAACGCACGUAUGGUCUCCGCUGCAGCUGCAGCACGUUGUUCACACACCGGUAAAAGAAAGGCACAAGAAAUUUCGGACCCGAAAAAAAAAGGACGCUUUACCUGA